AAACAGAAGAUAUUAGUUUUGAUUAAUUCUUUCAGAGAUGCUGUAUUCCGACUAUCACUAUCGGGUCUACAUUUAUUAGAAAAUGUCACUUGGCCUGCGACUAAAGAAAAAAUUCGAUUGUGCUUAGCUAAAGGACAAACUGAAGAAAAGUGCCGCAACUAUGUUAAAGUGUUGUUAUCUAAUGGUAAAAGGAUAUUUACCUGUGGAACUAAUGCCUUUUCACCGAUAUGUACUUGGCGAGAGAUUGAUAACUUAUCAUCGGUUAUGGAAUGGACAGAUGGUAUAGCAAGAUGUCCACAUAAUCCUAUGGCCAAUACUACAACACUUAUAUCAGAAACAGGCGAUUAUUAUCUAGGUGGUGCUAUAGAUUUUCUUGGAUCCGACUCAGGCAUUUGUAAAAGCAGUGGAAAACAUAUUAUCCGUACAAAACAGUACAACAGCUUAUGGCUCAAUGACCCACAAUUUGUAGGAUCGUUUGAAAGUGGCAAAUUCGUAUAUUUUGUUUUUAAAGAAGCUGCUGUAGAAUACAUCAACUGUGGAAAGAUUAUUUAUUCUCGAAUAGCAAGAGUAUGUAAAAACGACGUUGGCGGUCAGUCAAUGUUAAAGGACAAUUGGACAACCUUCUUAAAAGCAAGACUAAAUUGCUCCUUGAACGGAGAAUAUCCGUUCUAUUUUAAUGAAAUCCAAGGAAUUUCCUUUGUACCAGAGGAAAAUCUAUUUUAUGCAACAUUUACAACACCAAUAAAUAGCAUUGCUGGAUCAGCCAUUUGCGCUUUCAACCUUACUGCCAUAAAUGAGGCCUUUUCAGGGCCUUUUAAGUAUCAGGAGCACGCGGGAAACGCUUGGGAUAGACAUUAUUCAACCUAUCGGGAUAACUUUGAUUGCAGUGCACCUACCAAUACAAAAUAUCUCAUGGAAGUUUCAAAAUAUCAACUUAUGGAUAAUGCCGUUCAAGCCACUACAUUAAAUCCCUUGUUUGUAUCUGAAUUGGAACGAUUUACACACAUAACUGUAGACAUUACAGCAACUAAAUUGCAUUCUUCUUUACAUGUAUUAUAUGUGGCUACUACAGAAGGUUUUGUAAAGAAGUUGUCUGUUCUCCCAAACACCCAUGAAACAUGUGUCGUGGAAGUUUGGCAACCCGUAGUCAAAGAAAAUAUUUUAAGUAUUCAGUACUUAAAAGAAUCUGAUUCUUUGUACGCUGGAACUAAUACGGGUUUAUUAAAAAUACCUUCAAAUCACUGUAGAAGACACGUGUCUAGGGAAAGUUGUUUGAACGCUAUGGAUCCUUACUGUGGGUGGAAUGAAUUAGAAGAUGCUUGCACUGGGGUACCCAAUGGAGGGCCUUUAGUCAAACAUUGGCAUCAGAGUAUUAUCUCAUGUCCAAUCCUCAAUGCUCCAGUUGACGGAGGUUGGAGCAGUUGGUCGGCCUGGACUCCUUGUCAGUUACGAAGUUCAGAAAAUGUAGAAUCUCCAGAUACGUGUAUGUGUCAAACAAGGCAGUGUAACAACCCUGCUCCGCUAAAUGGCGGAUCAGAAUGUGUUGGCGAAUCAACUGCGGUAAUUAAUUGUACUGCACAUGGAGGAUGGACUCCUUGGUCAGCUUGGUCGGCUUGUUCUGCAACUUGUGGAAUCGCGGUGAAAACUAGAAAAAGGACUUGUUCAAAUCCUACUCCCGCACACGGUGGUCGUGUUUGUGUUGGUCAAGAUAGAGCUGAAGUUCUGUGUGCCGAAAAUCCUCCAUGCCCUGUGCCAGUCUCGCAAGUAAGGGACGGCCAAUGGAGUGAAUGGGGAGACUGGGGACCAUGUUCUGUACCAUGUGGAGGAGGAUUUAGAAAAAGACAAAGACGAUGCGAUAAUCCUCUACCAUCUAAUGGUGGAUUAGAUUGUAUAGGUUGCCAUUUAGAAUAUGAAACGUGCAAUAUGCAUUCUUGCAGCGAACAAAAGCGUCAUAGUCCUUGGACUCCUUGGUUAUUAGCCAAUAAAAGCACCGACAUUGGUGAAUAUGUAGAGAAACGAUUUAAAUUUAGCUGUCAAGCACCUGUGCAAAAUCAUUCUCAAAUAAAAAUAAGUUUGUACAAAGAGGAUGAGAGAGUGUGUAGGGAUGGUAUGUGCGCCCUUAACAGCCUAGAAACUAUGACAAAGUGGAGCGCAUGGAGUCAAUGGGGUGAAUGUUCAGUAAAAUGUGGCGAGGGAGUGCAAACAAGGCAUCGUCGUUGUAGAGGAGGUCACUGUCACGGAUCUUCAGUACAGACUAAACGUUGUUUUAACAAUUCUUGCAAAGACGAAUGGGGAUGCUGGACUGACUGGUCUCCAUGUAGUGUUUCAUGUGGUUUAGGGAUUAAGAAGCGUUCCCGAGAAUGCUUGGGAAAAAAUUGUGAAGGAGAGACUGUCCAAGAAAAACCUUGCGAAGAACCACCUUGUUCUUCUUUACUUGGAUGGGAUAGUUGGACAGUUUGGUCUGUUUGUGAUGAAAAUAAUGAACAACAUCGAAAAAGAAAGUGUCGUACCUCAAAUCCAGGGCCCCAUAUGUGCAAGGGACCAGAAAAAGAAACAAGAAUUUGUGUCCCAGAGUAUUCAUCCAAUGAGUUUACCGUUAAAGAAGCGGAACUAAAGACUGCAUCAUUAGGAAUUGGAGGUGGUAUAAUAGCAGCUUAUAUAAUAACUGGUUUUGUUGUUGGAGUGUUGACGUGUUUUCCUACAAUAAUAUUUUACAUGUACUUAAAGAAAAAGAGACAUAAAGUUCCUAGUUCCCCUCAUUACAUUAGUGCAAAAGAAAAUCCUUACAUACCAGUACCACUACAAGACUUAUCAACUAGAAAACAACAUGGUGCAUCUUCAUCUCAUUCAGUUUUGAACAAUUCACACUGUGGGACGAUCAAAUCAAAUAAAUUAUUUGAUUUCGACACUGCAACAAUUAAAAGAAACAGCCAUGGACUUAAUAAUGGACACAGAAAGUCCGAUAAUUUUUAUUACGACUAAAAUGCGACUGAUUAGAUUUAAGGAGUUUACGUUGUGCCAGUGAAAAAUAAAAUCUUUCCAUAUUGGAAAAGAUUUUUAAUCAAUGUACCUGUAUAAUUAUUUGUAUAAAUAAAUUACCUUUCUAUAUCGCGCUAAAAAUGUAAUAAGUGUUGCUGUAAGAUAUUAAUAAAUUUGUACAAUCACAAAUAGCAGUAUACCUGUAGAAAUUUUGCGUAUACUUGUGAUGAAAGCAGA
Molecule: messenger RNA, 3216 nt
Organism: Agrilus planipennis (emerald ash borer)
Lineage: Eukaryota; Metazoa; Arthropoda; Insecta; Coleoptera; Buprestidae
Product: semaphorin-5A
Exons: 6
Biological process (GO): positive regulation of cell migration; axon guidance; negative regulation of axon extension involved in axon guidance
Molecular function (GO): semaphorin receptor binding; chemorepellent activity
Source: RefSeq, a predicted model, not a curated record